AUGAGCUACGCGCCAAUGACAACCACCGCAUCAGGCGAGCAGGGUAUGCAACAUGAAGAUAUAGAUAAAAAUAUAAUUAAAGAUUCUGAAAAGACUCUCGACUCUGCACUCGGAGUGUUGGAUGAACACCAAAUAGCACAGUCUACAACUAUAUCUGCAUCUACUGCAACAGCUAAAAAAAAUCUUAAACCUGCCAAACCAGCUAAUACGAACCCUGUGGUAGCCUCGACCAAAAAACCUCCUACAUCUGCUAAAAAAAGUACGUCUGCAGCUGGGAAUGGAAAACUGAAUGCACUUGUGAAUGCAACUCGCAAAACAAAAAAAGGUUUGGUUCAACAAGUGACUCAAGGAGUAGCUGGCACAAACGUGCAAGCAAAAAUGAUUUCAGGUACGAUUACUGAAAUGGGCGGGGAAGACGAUGCCAGUCUUGGUGACCAACCCAUGCGAGAUGAAAAGGGAAAUAUCAUCAAACAGAGGGACGAUCAGACUGGAUUACUUCAAGAAGAAGACAGCGAGAUGGGUGAUUCUGACCUUGAUAUCGAUGAAAUUAUCCAUCGUAAAGAAGUUCAUGAUUCAUAUACUUAUUCAUGUAAAAUGUUGGGCAUUGUUCCCGUGUCGUGUAUUGUCAAGCGAGCAGGCCAGCAAGAAAUAUCAAUGCCGCAUCACGGACUUGGAGCUCGUGGUGCUCAAGCAUUAGCACAAGUGCUGCAGACUGAUACGACACUGAUUCGACUAGAUCUCACCAAUAACUUUAUUGAAGGCGGUGGUGCAUACAUUGGGGAAAGCUUGAAAUUAAAUCGCACAUUGACUUUUUUGAAUCUUGGCGAUAAUCAAAUGGGUUCAGCAAGCGGCAAAGCUAUUGCAGGAAUGAUGGCUGAAAAUACUACAUUGAAAACAGUGAUUUUACGAGGAAAUAAAUUUGGUGAUAAAGAAGCUACACUGUUGGCAGAAGGGUUAAAACGAAACUCUACAUUAGAAGUGCUUGAUAUCAGUCACAAUCAAAUUGGUGAUUUGGGUGGAAUCGCUUUUGGAUCUGCAUUGGCAGUGAACGAAACCCUUCGUGAUUUAAAUGUAAGCUGGAAUGAGCUACGCAGCAGAGGAACUACAGCAAUGUUUAGUGGUGCAAAGGAAAGCAAUUCAUUGGUCGGGUUAAACAUUCAGUACAACGGAAUUGGAGAAAAUGGAACAGCUGUAAGUCUGUUUUUGGCACGCAAUACAAGUGUUACGCAUUUGGAUAUUGGGUAA
Molecule: messenger RNA, 1245 nt
Organism: Batrachochytrium dendrobatidis JAM81
Lineage: Eukaryota; Fungi; Chytridiomycota; Chytridiomycetes; Rhizophydiales
Exons: 9
Coding region: 1-1245 (414 amino acids)
Molecular function (GO): protein binding
Source: RefSeq, a predicted model, not a curated record